AUGAUCCGCCAUUGCAAGAACGAACAUGGAUGCACUUCUACAUAUGCAACCUGUCCUAAUGAACGCAACUACCGUCGCUACGCAUUUGAGGCAGCUAUACAAGAUGAGGCCUCCAACAAGAUGCUGUUGGCGGAUGGAUUCUUCAAAUGCCUACACACAACAUGCAUAAGAUGGUUUAUCAAUGAGAAGUCAAUGUUGGAGCACUGUGUCAGACAGGCAGACAAGCAUCAAUGUCUCGACAAGGGUAACUGCGAGGGUUGUUAUCAUAUACAGAAUGGUGGAUCUAGGACAAAGAGGGUCAAGUCCUUCAAAGACCAAUCGACCGAUGAGCAAUCAGAACCUAUGGCAACAUCAAUGGACACCAUUUCAAUCAGUGCUGACAGUGACAAAGCCCAACACCAUCAAGAUCAUGUGGCGGACAAUCAAAACACCAGUCUGGGUGUUCACGUCUCCCAACCCAGCAGUCCCGGCGAUCAUGGACACAAAAAGACCAAGCUCAUAUGUGGACACACUGGAUGCGGCAAGCCAUUUUUAAAAGGUUGCAGAAUGCUCAACCACUGCUCCAAGGAGCAUGGUUGUUCUGGCACAUUCGCUAGUUGCCCGAACAUACCUGGAAACAAGGUCAAGUUUAGUGCAUCCCACGACGACACUGCAUCAAUCGAAAUGAUGUUGGCACGUGGAUAUGUCAAGUGCGAGAAUCUGCCAUGCGAAAGGUGGUUUGUGAAGAAAGUAAACAUGGUUUCACAUAUGCAGGCCAAACAUUACUGUGACAACCCCAAGACUUGCCCAGGAUGUCCAAAGUGUGAUGCCUCGCCCCCUAUCGCCAAGCCAGAGGCAACUCCAUCCAUCGAAUUACCAUCCAAACCAACUCAACCCAAACCAGAGGUUCCCAAGACAACAACCAAGCCAAUUAUCAUACCAGACGCUAGACAGACAAGCUCGGUUCCAAAGUCAGAGGAGUCGGUGCCAAAGACAGAGAAGUCCGCGCCAAAGACAGAGAAGUCAGUGCCAAAGACAGAGCUGCCCCAACCAGCCAAGCCUCUCAAAGUGUCACCAAAAGAGGUACCCCUGGCGCAGGAGAAGAGUGGAAUGAAGUCCUGUCUACAUGAUGGCUGCUCUAUGUCAUUCAAAUCAUUCACGAACGUUCAAUCACACUGUUACUAUGGGCAUAGAUGCUCAGGCAGAUUUUGUGACUGUCCAAACAGUCGCGCCUACAGGGUAUCCAAGUUCACUGCCACACCCGACGACACCGAGUCGAUCAAGUUGUUUCUGGAGGCAGGAUUAGUCAAGUGUCUACACACUAGUUGCAACCUCUUCCUCAGCAAACAGAUGUUGCCAGGACAUGUAGCUAGGAUGUUUACUCACGACUGCAUAGAUCAUAUCACUUGCCCAGGCUGUAGUCCAUCUCUGAAUGCCUCAUCUCGAACAGCCAGGAAGAGGACAGCGACAAAGAGUACAACGACACCACCAGAUCCAGUCCUCCCAGAGGAGGAAGAAGAGGUGGCUCCUGCAUCACCAAUUCUCAAGCGCAAACACUCUCUCAUUAGUGACGAGGAAGAUCACUCUGAUGACGACAGUGAUGAGAGCACCGAUAUCGAGGAAGAAGAAGAUGACAACAUUUUGGAUACCAACACAAUCAAGUGUCCACACACCAACUGUAGCGAGAGAGGCCAGCGUAAUGUCAUCCUCCUCCACUUGACACUGAACCACAACUGCCGCAAGUCCAACCAAUGCGAUGGAUGUAGAGUCGCCAAGGAGAACAAUGGACGUUCUCCAUCCAGACCUUAG
Molecule: messenger RNA, 1788 nt
Organism: Acytostelium subglobosum LB1
Lineage: Eukaryota; Evosea; Eumycetozoa; Acytosteliales; Acytosteliaceae
Exons: 1
Coding region: 1-1788 (595 amino acids)
Source: RefSeq, a predicted model, not a curated record